AUGAAGGAUGAUAUAGAUGAAAUGCAUAAAAUAUUACCAAAAUAAAUUAUUCUUUGUGAUGAAUAGCAUGAUAAAAAGAGACUUCAAAAACUUAUCGAUGAAUGUGAGGUUUUUCAAAACAAUUAUAACAGCUUAAUUGAUAGACUUGCUGAGAUGAAAUCUAGUCUUAAUACCUCUAAUACUAUUUUUAGUAAGAGCAAAUAACUUCAUAGCACAUCUACUUAGCAAAUAGGAGAAGUAAAAACUCUUGCAGGAUCUUCAACUAGCGGAUCAUAAAAUUAGUUAUUAUAAUCCUAGCAAUAAGCAUAAAAUCAAAAGGAUACUUUGGUUAAUGGAUCUUCAUCUUAAGUUUCAGUAACAAGCCCAUAGAAUAGAAAAUUCUUGAAAAAACAUAAAGAUAAAGAUUAAAAAAAAGAAGAAAUAACAUAAACUGAAAACAAAAGGGAUUUGAAAAAGAAUUAACAAAAAAAAGAAAUGAGUGCUGAAAAAAACACUUCAAACAAAUAAAAAAAUAAUAAAACCACUCUUUAAUAGCAAAGUAUCCAAAAAAUAUCAACAAAAUCAUCUGGUGAAGAAGCAGAGCUUAACAAAACCUUUGCAUCUUAAGUAAUAAAUUUAAAGGGUAAGGAAAAAAUAAAUCUUUAAAUUAGAUAUCUAAAAGAUAUUUAUGAAUUAGUCGUCAUGCUUGUCAAGAGUAACUUCAACAAAUUAGAAAUAUUUUAAUCUAAACCCCCUGUUUUAGAUGAAUUUGAUGAUUUUGUAAAAUUCAGAAAAAUUAUUGAAAUGGACCGACAUAUAAUAUCACUUGUUGAUUCAGAGAAGCAUAAAUGCUCUACACUAGGAAGUGAUAUUGUUCUGUCAACUUAUAUCAAAGAAAUUAAAUUAUCUUAGGAACUUAUCACAUACACUCCUUAAUUUUUGAAAGUUUUAGGGGAUUUGAUUCAAACAUACCAAGAGUGCUUGACUCCUGAUUUAGAAGCAUAUGUCACUUCUUAUAAUGAAUUUGCUAAACUAACACUUAAUGCUAAGAGUAUUCAACUAUUAAGGAAUCUUUUUUACAAUUUACUCUGCUUUAUUGUGAAAAAGGAAAUCAUUUACAUUAAAAUACCUUUCUUCAUAGAGAAAAUAGAAAGAGCAUUCAAUCAAAUUACAAAUGACAGAUUUUUUUUCAUUAGUCUUAACGAAGAACAAAAAGAAAUACAAGAAGACUUACAGUAAAUUAACAUAAUAAUCACUACAUUCUAAGAUAAAGAAGAAAAAUACAAUUAAAUCACAUACACUCUUUAGAGAUUACAGCUGAUUUAUCGAAGAAUCAAAGAUUAUCACACUAUCUUUUUUAACAGCAACUCCGUUCUCCCAAGUUAUAGCGAGUUCCAUCCUUUUUUAAGAAAGCUCUACGACCACAUAUUCAAAGGAGGAGACGAAGAGCCAUUGAUCCAAGAAUCAUCUCUAUUAAUUAAAAUGCUUGAAAGUGGAAAUUAUAAGUUAGAAAAUGAUUUUCACAACGUCAGCGAAAAGCCUAGGUUUAUUCCUGUGUUAGAAAAAAUGAAUGAUAUAACAGAGAAUCUCAUAUAUAUGCUAAAGACUAUAAACUAAUCAAGGGAAAGUAUUAAUUUUUUUAGUUUACUAUAAGUGCUACACACAAUUGGGGAGUAUUUUUUGAUAAAAAAAGAACCAGUUGUUCUAGUAAGAGACUCUAAGAAUUUAAUUGUAUUUAUAUAACCUUUAAUUAGAAAAGUAAUAUCUGAUUUUUAGACUCAGUUACACUAAAAUUCUUAAAAAGUUUAAACUGAUUUUUGGAAAAGUUAGAAAUAAUCAAUGGUGAUUUAGCAACAACAUGAAACAAUAUUGAAUAACUAAAGCAAGAACUUUAAUACAUCAAUGGUAGCUACAUUAAACUAAUCUCAGAGUAUUUAGCACAUGGAUGAAAUCAUCAAAUAAAAAUCAGAUAUUUUGUAAUAGAGCUAGAUCAUGGAAGAUGAAAAUUAAUUUGUACUACAAAAAACAUCACCGCUAGUACUUUAAAUAUAGAAAAGUCUUCUCUUCAAUGAAUACUUUGGUCUUUCUAAAAAUACUAAUCGAAACAGGUAAUCAUCAGAAUAAUUCUAGAACCAGAAUGAUAGUGAUGAGUCAGAGUAAGAAAGGGAGUAAAAGUAAGACAUAAUUGAUUUUGACUAUUCAAAAGAAAUGGAAUGGUUUGAAUAUAUGGAAUAAAUGGAUGAAUCUCGGAUUAUUACAGACGAAGGAGAAAUAAACAUGAUCUAAACAUGUGUUUCAUUUGUCUACACUAGAAAGCAGCAAGCAGUGAUAAUUCUGAUUCCCCAAUCUCCUUUUUCUUAGUUCAACUAUGAAAUAGCAGAUAUUGAUACUAAUUAAAUUAUUUUUAAUGGUUUUAUUUAAAACAAUAAUCCCCUUUCUAUACCUCUUCCAAUCAGCUCGCCCUAUGGCUUGUUUAGCUUGAGAUUAUUUAAAAAGUAUUAAGAAGAUAAUUAAAAUAACUUGUAAAAUAACGCUUCAAUUGCUUGCUAAAAUAUCUCAAAUAACAAAAAUAAUAACAAUUAAAAUGAUAAUCUAUCAAGAUCACUUUACAUAAAAACCAUAACAAACAAUAAUGCUACAAACUCAUUAGAAUCUAAUUAUGCUCAAUUCAAUAGUUUAGAAACUAGCUAGUAUUAAUUUACUCGUUUUGAGCAAGAUCAAGCUUUACUUGUAAAAAGUAUGCUAGUAAAUAAAUACAACUUGUUUGAAUUCCCACUGAGCUUUAAGCCAUAAGAAAAAUACGCAAUUUUAAUUCAAAGAAAAGCCAAAACUUCUGUUUAAUAUUUCAUUUAAAACUCUAAUCAUGAAAAAACUAACAUUAAAUAGAUAGAGUUUAUUCAGAUAAUACCUGAUAAACUUUAAAGCAAUGCAAAUUAAACAAAUAAAAAUAAAAACUCUCAUAUAAAAAUAGAAUAAUAAUAAAAUUAAAAAGAUAUUAUACUGGAUGAUUAGACUAUAAAAAGCUAAAAUGAGGAUUUAAAUGAGUAGUUGACUACAGAUUUAAUCAUUGUAAAAUAAGCAUAAUUUGAAGAUUUUGAAUUUAUUUUAGAGUUAUCUAACAUCUAGUAAGUUUAAGAUUUGGCUCUUCCUUCAAUAUACAUUUACAAAAAGCAAUAAGAAGCAAAUACACCAGAUCCUAUGCCAAUAAUAAUUUAGAAUAAUGUAAAGAAUAUCUAAAAAAGUAUAAAUGAAGAUUAAAAUAGUAAUUUUGGGUGGAGAAUAGCUUCUAUUCAAAAGGAAGAAGUAAAAAUAAUUAACUCCUUUAUUCCAUGA
Molecule: messenger RNA, 3312 nt
Organism: Tetrahymena thermophila SB210
Lineage: Eukaryota; Ciliophora; Oligohymenophorea; Hymenostomatida; Tetrahymenidae
Exons: 1
Source: RefSeq, a predicted model, not a curated record